Molecule: messenger RNA, 2748 nt
Organism: Helianthus annuus (common sunflower)
Lineage: Eukaryota; Viridiplantae; Streptophyta; Magnoliopsida; Asterales; Asteraceae
Exons: 4
Coding region: 1-2748 (915 amino acids)
Source: RefSeq, a predicted model, not a curated record
AUGAACGAACUAUCAGAAGCCCUACAGAAUAUUUCAAUCCAUAGUACAGAUAUGGAAAUCACCAAUAUCACUACUGGGUACCAGGCAGAUGUGGAGGAGCCUAUGGUAUUUAAAGCCCAACCUCAGGAAAAACCUAAAGUAGCGAAAAAGAGACUUAGGUGGUUAGAUUGGAGGCGUGUACGCAGGAAGAAGCCAGCAACUCAAAAGACCAUGAAAAAGGACGACCCAAAAGAUAAAUGGAAAGACAUAGAAACUGGGGAGAGUUCCAGACCAAACCAAGAGAUGUUAUCUUGGGAAAAAGAGUUAGAGCGUAAACUAGCACUCGGUGAUAUCAUCGGACCUGCCGAUGAAACUCUCUUUAAUUACCCAACUGAAGCUCUAUUGCCUAUUAACCUAGAACCUGUCAUUCCAGACCCUAUCGUUCACCCUAGACCUUUACCAGGAGCACUAGAAGAGUGGUGGACAGCCGACUGCAUGAACGAACUAUCAGAAGCCCUACAGAAUAUUUCAAUCCAUAGUACAGAUAUGGAAAUCACCAAUAUCACUACUGGGUACCAGGCAGAUGUGGAGGAGCCUAUGGUAUUUAAAGCCCAACCUCAGGAAAAACCUAAAGUAGCGAAAAAGAGACACAGGUGGGUAGAUUGGAGGCGUGUACGCAGGAAGAAGCCAACAACUCAAAAGACCAUGAAAAAGGACGACCCAAAAGAUAAAUGGAAAGGCAUAGAAACUGGGGAGAAUUCCAGAUCAAACCAAGAGAUGUUAUCUUGGGAAAAAGAGUUAGAGCGUAAACUAGCACUUAGUGAUAUCAUCGGACCUGCCGAUGAAACUCUCUUUAAUUACACAGCUGAAGCUCUAUUGCCUAUUAACCUAGAACCUGUCAUUCCAGACCCUAUUGUUCACCCUAGACCUUUACCGGGAGCACUAAAAGAACUCAUGGACACGUCAGACACUGGAGACUCAGAUACUACCGGACCACUACCCAUGGUGUCGGAUGAUAUUAUGUCAUCAGAGCAUGAGGUGCACACCUCAGAUUAUACGAGCACAGACGACGACGACUUCCAGCCGUUUGCAUUACCCGACGGCGCUGAUGAGCCCAUCGUUGGUGAUCCUGCUGAGGAUCUUCCUCUUGUUGCGAUUCCCGCCCCGAUUCCCCUCGCUUCUUACCCAGCUUAUGAGCUCAUGCAGGAUGCCGAGGCUGAUGAUGAUAUUGAUCUUUUCGAGGAUGAGCCAUUCGAGGACGAGGAUCCUGAUCCAGCUCUUUUACCCGCUGGCGGUCUCUUGAUGAUCGCCGGUGCUCCAGUCGGAGACUCGCCCGUUCACUCCCCAGUUCCAGACUCUUUCGAGUCUGUGGCAUCUGUUCCAUCACAGGAGGCGAGCACACCACAUUUCGUUCAUGACUCGGACCCUGACCAGGCGUCUUCUGCCGCCCCUAUGCCGAGCUUUGUUUUUGAGCAUGAGGACAUCGAGGAUUCUGAUCCUAUUUUCCCUCCCGGUUUUGAUCCAGAUCGUGAUAUCGAGUACGUCCCUAUGGACCCUCACGUGGAGGACCCUGUUGACCCUGCUGACCAUGUCGGUCCCAUCGAUCCAGACUUUGACUUCGACAUGGCGUUUGAUGACCAGGAGCCUGCCGUAGCCCCAGAGCAGGCAGCUGCUUUCGAUCCCGUACAUGAGCAUGGUUUGGUGCAUGCUGAUGUUCCUGUCGAUCCUGUUUUGGCUGACCCGCCAGUUGGCGAUUUUCCUAUCGAUGAUGUUCCUUUGUUAGAUGCUGAUCAUGCUGCUGAUCCUUUGGUUGACCCACCUUUGAUUGAUGACGUCCCCGUUGACCCUCAUGUCGAUCAUGUUGAUCCUGUUAUAGCUCCCGUUGAUCCUUUGCCCAUUGAGCCAGAGCACGCCCUUUUUGCUGAGCACAUGGAUCCUCCAGACGAGGAGGCACAGCACGGACUCAUGGACACGUCGGACACUGGAGACUCAGAUACUACCGGACCACUACCCAUGGUGUCGGAUGAUAUUAUGUCAUCAGAGCAUGAGGUGCACACCUCAGAUUAUACGAGCACAGACGACGACGACUUCCAGCCGUUUGCAUUACCCGACGGCGCUGAUGAGCCCAUCGUUGGUGAUCCUGCUGAGGAUCUUCCUCUUGUUGCGAUUCCCGCCCCGAUUCCCCUCGCUUCUUACCCAGCUUAUGAGCUCAUGCAGGAUGCCGAGGCUGAUGAUGAUAUUGAUCUUUUCGAGGAUGAGCCAUUCGAGGACGAGGAUCCUGAUCCAGCUCUUUUACCCGCUGGCGGUCUCUUGAUGAUCGCCGGUGCUCCAGUCGGAGACUCGCCCGUUCACUCCCCAGUUCCAGACUCUUUCGAGUCUGUGGCAUCUGUUCCAUCACAGGAGGCGAGCACACCACAUUUCGUUCAUGACUCGGACCCUGACCAGGCGUCUUCUGCCGCCCCUAUGCCGAGCUUUGUUUUUGAGCAUGAGGACAUCGAGGAUUCUGAUCCUAUUUUCCCUCCCGGUUUUGAUCCAGAUCGUGAUAUCGAGUACGUCCCUAUGGACCCUCACGUGGAGGACCCUGUUGACCCUGCUGACCAUGUCGGUCCCAUCGAUCCAGACUUUGACUUCGACAUGGCGUUUGAUGACCAGGAGCCUGCCGUAGCCCCAGAGCAGGCAGCUGCUUUCGAUCCCGUACAUGAGCAUGGUUUGGUGCAUGCUGAUGUUCCUGUCGAUCCUGUUUUUAUUUCAAUGGAUGACUUUGCAUGA